Scylla paramamosain (green mud crab) is the source of this 8443-nucleotide messenger RNA. RefSeq names its product protein still life, isoform SIF type 1-like (gene sif). Gene Ontology annotation, cellular component: membrane; synapse. The record is from RefSeq and is a predicted model, not a curated record. Gene Ontology annotation, molecular function: guanyl-nucleotide exchange factor activity; protein binding. Gene Ontology annotation, biological process: activation of GTPase activity; small GTPase-mediated signal transduction; positive regulation of axonogenesis. NCBI's taxonomy places the organism in Eukaryota, Metazoa, Arthropoda, Malacostraca, Decapoda, Portunidae.
AAGUGAGCGCCGUAGUGAUCCGAGUGGAAACUUCACUUACCUGGAUUACUUAAAUAAGUGUGUGUGCGUGUGUGCGUGUGCGUGUGCGUGUGUUCGUACUUGUGUCUCGCCAUCACAGCGACAUCACUACAUUAAAAUCACGAGGUGGGGUGAACCACUGAUGGCUCACGCGGGCCAGCAUCUCUACGGGUGUAUCCUUGAAAGCUGCCUCCACCAGCACGUCAUGCAUCCGACGAGAGAUGAUCUCGCGGUAGUACAAGACAGGAUGGUGGCUGACAGCAGGAGGGGUGCCUUGUAAACCACAGCCCACCACCACCACCACCGCCGCCGCCACUACCACCACCACCGCCGCCACCGCCAGCACCACCACCGGCACAGCCUCGCCUUGGCCACAGCGUCGCCAUGGGGAACAAGCUGUCAUGCUCCUGUGCCCCGCUCAUCAAGAAGACAGGGUACAGAUAUGAGGACUCGCCCUGGAACCCUGCGAGGCGGCGAGACGGACACUUGCUGAGGCUAUGGGCGGAGGUGUUCCACGUCUCCUCUUCAGGGUCUGGGACGGUGAAGUGGCAGCAGGUGAGUGAAGACCUGGUGCCUGUCAACAUCACCUGUAUUCAAGACACCCCGGAAUGCGUUUUCCACAUCACCGCAUACAACUCGCAGGUGGACAAAAUUCUCGACGUGCGACUCAUCCAGCCAGGCACUCGGAUUGGCCAGGCAUCAGAAUGCUUCGUAUACUGGAAAGACCCCGCGACCAGUGAUACGUGGGGCCUCAACUUCACCUCUCCCAUUGACGCCAAGCAGUUUAGGGAAUGUUGCUCACCCUCGUUCAAGUUCUCACGGAAGGCCUCCUCCUCCUACAAUCUCAAGCUGGAGCCGGUGCGGGGGGCGUGGGAGGGGGCGGGGGUGCGGCAAGGCGAAGGGGGGCGGAGGAAGCCAGUGUCCACCCCAGCCUCCCCCAGCCGGGCACGGGAACCCCAGUGCACGUGUAUGACCGCCGAACAGUACGCCAGGCUACGUGCGCAGGACCCCAGAUACAGAGGGGCGUCCACGCUGCCGCGCACCCAGGGCGGCCGCGGCGUGGUGGAGGGAACAGCGACGCGCCCCGCGGGGCACGCCGCAGCAGCCACACAGGCCGCCGCCGCUGCGCCCACACAGACUGGCGCGGGGGACACGCUGGCGUCGCGGCGCGGCGGCGCGGACACGUACUCCACCAUGAAGGUGGGGCGCGACCCCCGCCAGCCGCCCUCGCACCACGCCUCGCAGGCCUCGCUGCACCACAAGGCCUCCGCCCCGCUCACACGCAAGGAGGAGGCCGCCGCCGCUGCCGCCGCCGCCGCCGCCGCCUCGGGCGUGGCGGGGGCGGGCGCGGGUGGCGGUGGCGCGGCGGAGUCAGGCGGGGGCGGGGGCCGCGAGAGCCGCGGGCCCGGUGGGCGCGCCGCGCGGCGGGAGCUGUCCUCCAAGAGCGUGGACUACUCGGAGAUGGACACGGUGCGGGAGGGCGACGCCCUGCGGAGGCGCGCGCGCUCCCGCAGCACGGACGACGUGACCAAAGGUGAAGACGCCGAGCUGGCCCUCGAUAGCUCUACUCUUAAGAAAAUGCUGCAGCCCAUGGCAGGCGGCGACUCCCCGACGACCUCCCCGGAGCAGGCGUGGCCCCGCGGGGCGGCCCGGGGCGGGGCGCUCGACCAAUUCCUGCGGGGGGCCCUCGGCGGGGGGGCCCUCGGCGGGGGGACCCCUCCGGCGGGUACGCCGACGGCUUCCAGUCCGAGGGUGAGGGCCCCGCCCGCACCGCCUCACCCCGUCCCGGUCGGCCAUGAGUGUGUUGGGCGGGGGGUGGGGGGCGGGGGCGGGGGCGCGGGCCGCGGGUUCCGCCUGGACCUUGGCGAGCGGGAGUCGCCGCCGUCCGACCACCAGCUGUUCGACCUGGCCUGCUACGCCACCACGCCCUCCUCAAGCAAUUCGGACAUGGAGAACCAGGAGGCAGGCACAAGCUCCCCAACCUCCCAGCUCCUUCAGGAAUAUGAAAUGCACCUGAGGAACACACUGGCCAAGGGGAUGGACGCUGAAAGUUACUCCCUUCACACCUUCGAAGCCCUUCUCACCCAAAGCAUGGAGAAUCUAGAAGCAAUACUAGAGGACAUCUCAGCACCUCUCAACACUGGCACUCCCAAACGUCCCCCUGGCACUCCUGAGAGCCAUAGUGGCACACCCCGUGGGCAGCCCAGGCACUCGGCCCCUCCCCCUCCCCUUCCGAGGCACCCCAACAAGCGGGUCAUGACCAGGAGAAGAAGAAGAGCAAGAUUAUUGAAAGAGAUACAGAGGAUUCACAGCAAGUAUAUUCCUAGAACUGGCACUGUGUUGGCACCCUCAAGAAAUGGCAGUUCUCUAGAGCGCGCGGGGGGCAUGAAACCCACAGCCAAGCACAAUCAGCAAUACAUUCUGUUACAACAACAAAAACAACAACUACAACAUUACCAGCAAAAGUUAAUGCAGCAGCAACAACAACAGCAGCAGCAGGAAAUGCAACAACAGCAGCAGGAGCAGCAGCAGCAGCAGCAGCAACAACAACAACAACAACAACAACAACAGCAGCAGCAGCAGCAGCACCAACAGCAGCAGCAGCAACAGAGGCAGCAAUUACAGCAACAACAGCAGCAGUACCAGCAGUAUCAGCAGCAGCAGCAACAGCAGCAGCAGCAGCAGCAGCAGCAGCAGCAGCAGCCUCCGAUAAAAGUGCACCCGCCCACUGAGUCUGGCAAAAGAACCCUCAACAAGUACGGGACCCUGCCAGCCAGCGCCAGGGGGUCCGAGAGGUCCCUGCCAGCCGCCAGCAUGAGGGACGACAGGGACCACUCAGGCUACUACAGUGACAGAAAUGACAACUAUGGCAGCCGAAGGGACAUAUAUGACAGGGGAUACAUGAGUGACCACGAAAGGAGAUUCUACGACCGCCAAGACAGCAUCCGGUCUGGCUACAUGAGUGACAGGGAGCGUGGGUAUGCCAGCGACAGGGACUCCCGGGGCUACGCCAGUGACAGGGACCGCUCAGGCUACAUGAGUGACGGGGAACGUGGCUACCUCAGCGACAGGGAGCGUGGCGGAGGCGUGGGCGUGAUAGGCGGAGGCGUGGUGGGCGGCAGCUACCUCUCCAACCGCGACCUUGGCUACAUGAGCGACAGGGAGCGUGGCUACAUGAGUGACAGGGAGCGUGGAUACAUGAGCGACAGGGAGCGUGGAUACAUGAGCGACAGGGAGCGAGGCUACAUGAGCGACAGGGAGCGUGGAUACAUCAAUCACCGUGACAGGGAGCGUGGCUACAUGAGCGACAGAGACACACGCUCCUACGCCAGCGAGAGGGAGCGGGGCUAUGCCAGUGACAGGGGCGGCUACGGCAGUGACAGGGAGCGAGGGUACUCCAGUGACAGGGAGCACACAGCACUGGUGGCCCAGGCGUCCAUGGAGAGCGCUGACUCCAGGCUGUGCUACUUGACUUCUUCUGAGAUGUCUGACGAUGACCGCAUGUCCCUGACGACGGCCGUGAGUGAGGAUGAAGAUGGCGAGAGUGUGCACAACUCCCCCUACAAGGCGCCCAGAGCUGGCACCACCGCCGCCUCCUUCAACUGUACCGGCGCUGUCAGGAAGGCCGGGUUCCUGAGCGUGAAGAAAUGGCUGCUGAGGAAGAAGCACCAGAUAGAGCUGGCCCGGAAGAGAGGCUGGAAGGGGUACUGGGUGUGUCUGAAGGGAACCACUCUCCUCUUCUAUCCCUGCGACUCUCGGGAGGGCCGCUCUGUGGAGGCUGCCCCCAAGCACCUUAUCAUUGUGGAUGGGGCCAUCAUGCAGCCCAUCCCAGAACACCCCAAGAGGGACUACAUCUUCUGUCUGUCCACUGCGUUUGGUGAUGCUUACUUGUUCCAGGCGCCAUGUCAGGUGGAGCUGGAAAACUGGGUCAACAGCAUCCACAGUGCCUGUGCGGCGGCCUUUGCUCGGCACCGCGGCAAGACCGGCACUCUCCACCUGCUGCAGGAGGAAAUAUUCAGGAUUGACCGCGCCAUUGAGUCGGACUCCAAGCUGAAGCACAUGGCCGAGUUACAGCUGUCGGUGGUGUCGGACGCAGAGAGCAAGCAGCAGAUAAUGGGUCAAAUUAUGCAGUGGGAGGAGAAUUUAGAAAGACUCCACUGUGAACAAUUUAGGCUUAGAUGCUACAUGGCUUCCCUGCAGACUGGUGAACUGCCAAAUCCCAAGGGGCUGCUCACCCACGUGUCACGCACCACCAAGACAGUGCUAAACCGCCUGGGGGUGUUCACAGUCAGCAGUUUCCACGCUUACAUCUGUGCCCGCAGCCCCUCACUGCUCAACAACCUGCUGGCUGGCCGCGGUGCUACUAAGCGCAGAGCUCCAAUGUUAUCUCGCAGCAACAGCGUGUCUCGGAGGAGCCUGCAGAUGCACCAGGCUCUGGAGGGAGAGAAGCAAUACAAGGUCAACCUCCCUGACAACCAGACGGUGACGAUCAGCCUGAAGGACUCGAUGACAGUGGAGGAGUUCCUGGUGGCGGCAUGUGGCAGGAAGAACCUUUCCCCCAUGGAGCACUUCGUUAGGGUUCGCAAGAGGAGGGAGCUGGAGGAGAGCAACUACUUUGUGCCUCACAGGACUGACCUCAUUGAAAACUACCUGGCAACACACGAACUGGUGGAGAUAUGUGGCAAGAUUCUGUACCAGGUGGAGCUGUCAAGGUCAUCUCUGGAUCACAUGUGGGGCUUCAGUGUGGAGGCAGAGCUGAUUGAGAACUCUGAGCGGCAGGAUGAACUGUGCUGCUACAUCUCCAGAGUGGAGGACCGGUCGACAGCCAUGCAGAACGGCAUCAUCAAGGGUGAUGAGAUUAUGGUGAUCAACGGGGCCAUAGUGAGUGACCUGGACAUGAUGUACAUUGAAAGUGUGCUGCAGGAGGAGCUGGCACUGUGUCUUAUGAUGAGGUCUUCCCGCACUGAGCCCCCUGACCUGGCGUCCCUGAUGAAGACCACUGACGAGAUUAUUGAGUCCCUGGUGUGUCCCCCGCCACCCUCCGAGAUGUCCCUGAACGAAGAGAUGAUUUCCCGGAUGAUUGUUCCUGCACCCUCCUGGAACAAGAGUCUCGGCCCUGGUAAGGAGCCAGCGAGUCCAGACGGCUUCCCCCCGCCCCCCUCAGACACAUCAGAGCGGUCCAACGUGUCCUCACUGGAAAUUGAAAGCUACCUCAAAAACUCAGACCUGGGGGCUACUGCCGGUCCCCCGUGGAGAGGCGGCAGCCCCACGGGGUCUGUCGCCUCCACGCAGAGCCAGAGCCAGCUGACGCCCUCCAGACAGCUCAGCGACGGGGAACGCCUCAAGAAGGUCAUCCUGGAGCUGGUGGACACCGAGAAAACCUACGUCAAGCACCUGAACAACCUACUGGAAAACUAUCUGGAGCCCCUGAAGAGCGCGUCCUUCCUGAGCUCCGCCGAAGUGAACGCUCUCUUCGGUAACAUCAGGGAGAUCGUGGCCUUCCAGCGACUGUUCCUCCAGGCUCUGCAGGAGGCGCUGGACAUGGAACCUGGAUUCCCCGCCUUUGACAGUCCCUAUGAGUUCAAGAAUGUCCUCUUCUCCAUUGGCAGUGCUUUCCUCUACUACGCCAGCCAGUUUAAGCUCUACAGUUCAUUCUGUGCGUCUCACUCCAAGGCGCAGAAAGUCCUUCACCCAAGCGAGGGUAACCAGGCGCUGCAGGAGUUUUUGGCGUCUAGGAACCCCCGCCAGCAGCACUCGGCCACACUGGAGUCCUAUCUGAUUAAGCCCAUCCAACGUAUCCUGAAGUACCCCCUCCUCCUGCAGCAGCUCAAGGCCCUCACCACGCCCGGCUCAGACGAACACCGCCACCUCCUGGAGGCGCUGAAGGUGAUGGAGAAGGUGGCAGAACACAUUAAUGAGAUGCAAAGAAUCCAUGAAGAGUAUGGAGCAAUAUUUGACCACCUCUUCCGCCAACACCAGAAGUCUUGCAAGCAGCCAGUGGACCUGUCCCCGGGUGACCUGCUUUACUACGGCGGUGUGGAGUGGCUGAACAUCUCGGACUUCUUGGGCAAGAUCAAGAAGGGGCUGGAGCUGCAUGCCAUGUGCUUUGUGUUCAAGACAGCUGUGGUGUUCCUGUGCAAGGAGAGACUCAGGCAGAAGAAGAAGCUCAUGGUUAGCUCUGGGGCAGCACCAGGGAAGAACAGCGCGUCAGAGGUUGAAAUAAUAAGAUACCAGGUAUUGAUUCCCGUCACGGAGGUGCAGGUACGCGCCUCGUCAAUGAAGGAUAUGGACUCCCACUUCUUAUGGGAGCUCAUCCACCUCAAAAGUCAACUGCAGAGGCGCUCGGAAAAGGUGUAUCAUUUGUCGAACAGCACGGCAGAAUUCCGAAAUGCAUUCCUGAAGACAAUCCGACAAAUUAUCAGGGAGAGUGUGAGAAAUAUGAACAUUCCUGCCAACAAGCCCUCCUCCUCCUCCUCCUCCUCCACCUCCGGGCUGGGCACCAAGGGCUCCACCAACACCCUGCAGCCAGUACGCUCUGGGGGCAAGAAGAAGGCAAACACAGGCCAUCAGUCGGCAACCCUGCAAAGACACUCGGCUGGCAAUAUAGAUUAUGACAAUUUGGAAACUUAUGAUAACGUGCCAGACUCCCAACACGAGUACCAUCACCAACCUCACCAGACCAACAACAACUUGAGAACCAGAAGCAAGACUGUCUCUGAUGCUAUGGACGAGCUCAGUGACUCCACCACCAAGAGUGACGGAGGGAAGGAGGAGGCAGGCACAAGGUCGGAGGGAGAGGACGAGGUGAUGGAGACCAAGAAGAAAGCCACGCUGGGCCGCACUCCCAACCACCUCUCCCUCUCCACCACCUCCACUCUCUCCACGGGCUCCACCGGCUCCAUGGCCAAGCUUAUCCAGGCAUCCAAUCAACCAUCGCAGUACCAACCCACACGUACCCUAGGCUCUCCCGUGUGGAAACCAAGGGACGUGUUUGCGUCUGGCGGCGGGGGUGGGGGCAGCGGCCAGUCCCAGACCCUGCCGCGGCCUGGGAAGAGUGGGGGGGGACGGGAGGACCACUUCUUGGUGUAUGAGGAAUAUGGUGGCAACAUUUACACCAGCAGCAAUGACAGUGAUAGCUGGACUGGACAAGAUGAUGAUGAUGAUGAUGACGAUGAUAAUAAUGACUACAGCAGCAUAGGGAACAAAACUAAGAGCAAGAGGAGAAGCUGGGGUGUUCCUGCACCUGCCCCCCCUCCCCCCAGCAUUCCACCCCCCCGCUCCACCCCUCACCACCACCACCACCCUGACACACCACCCAGGCCCCCUCCACCCUCCCGCAAUGGCUCCCAUGUCACUGUUAUCCACACUAAGGGCUGUCCCUCCUCCACCUCCCAUCCACCCCCUUCCUGGCCCUCCUAUCCCUCUCCCCUUUAUCUCAAUGGCCACGCUCCCCCUCCUACACCCCCGCGCACACACACACCCAGGCAACGCACAUACACACACACAGACACACACAGAAAUGCACACAGGGGUCAUAACAUACACAGACCACACAGUCAGACGCACACAACAGACACAGCGAGGAUACACACGCACAGACCCCACAGUCACAUGCACACAGGUACACACAGACGCGCACACACACACGUACAUGCACAGAAGGCACACAACCACCACAUACCACGGAUACACACACAUACACACACACGCACUAGAGGAGGGAGAGAGGAGGAGGAAGACCAAGGAGGAGGAGGAGUGGAGAUAGGAAGGCUCUGGCCAGGUUUCCCAAAUUCUCAAGGGGGUUUUGGAGGGAGGGGGGAGGGGGGGAGAGUCAUGGGGAGAGGGGAGCAGAGGGGGGGAGGGGGAGGGCAGGGCAUGACUAUUGAUUCACUAUUACAGCAACUGCGAGCACUAUCCUGAUGAAGGACCAAAGACCACCAACACUGCAGCCUUCGUUGUCCAAUCAGCUGCCUUGCUGCCUUGCCUCUCGACCAAUCACAGCCAUGCUGCCUUGCCUCUCAACCAAUCACAGCCAGUCACAGCAAACCCCGUCCCCUCCAAAGCUCAGCCAGCCAAUGAUGUGCCUCCCAGCCACACUCAGCAGCCAAUCAGCAGCAAGAAUAACACUCGUCAACCAAUCAGAAAUGAGAUAGACUUUUAAAUUUCUGGUUUAAUUUUCUCUCUCUCUGUCUCUCUCUCUCUCUCUCUCUCACGACAAAGGUGUACUAAUUAACCUGCGCAAUUAAUUAAGCUUUAAUUUACCUGUCCGCACACUUACACUCAUACAGACAGACACAGUUCCUCCUUACAUUGUCAUUUUCUAAUAUUUUACUGAUUAUUAUUAUUAUUAAUAUUAUUAUUGUUGUUAUUAUUUACUAAGACUGUGAUGUUGAAUAAUUAAUUAAAGUGAAGAUAAUGAAAAGUA